This is a messenger RNA of Capsicum annuum, 1772 nucleotides long. RefSeq names its product RNA-binding KH domain-containing protein PEPPER. Gene Ontology annotation, molecular function: mRNA binding. Gene Ontology annotation, biological process: regulation of gene expression. Gene Ontology annotation, cellular component: nucleus; cytoplasm. The coding region runs from base 90 to 1523 and encodes 477 amino acids. The record is from RefSeq and is a predicted model, not a curated record. The transcript is spliced from 6 exons. Lineage: Eukaryota; Viridiplantae; Streptophyta; Magnoliopsida; Solanales; Solanaceae.
CUAUAAAACCUUCCUUAAGUUCCUCCACCACUCCUUUUUUUCCCAACAAUUGCAAAAAACUUUACCCUAAAACCCUAAUUCUCCCACCAAUGGCUUCCACCAGACAAACCCAAAAUGGCUCCGUUGUAACCCAAGAACCCCUUACAACAAACCCAAAUUCUCAAGUAGCAGACCCAAAUUCAUUAAAAAAUGAACCGGGUAGUGGAGCUGAGGUUUUGGCGGAGAAGCCGAAAUGGCCGGGGUGGCCCGGGGAUUGUGUGUUUAGAUUGGUUGUACCUGUGCUUAAAGUUGGUAGUAUUAUUGGGCGGAAAGGUGAGCUUGUUAAGAAGAUGUGUGAAGAUACUGGAGCGAAGAUUCGCGUUCUUGAUGGCCCUGUUUCUUCUCCUGAUCGCGUCGUUCUAAUAUCAGGGAAAGAAGAAACCGAGGCAGCAUUAUCCCCGGCGAUGGAUGCUGUUAUGAGAGUGUUCAAACGUGUCAGUGGUUUGUCUGAAGGUGAAGGUGAUGGCAACUUACCUGGAGUUUCUGGGGCUGCAUUCUGCUCCGUUAGGUUACUUGUAGCAUCGACACAAGCUGUGAACUUAAUAGGAAAGCAAGGGUCUCUAAUCAAGCCUAUCCAGCAAAACACUGGUGCCUCCAUACGAGUUCUUUCCAAUGAUGAGAUGUCAAUCUAUGCGACUUCGGAUGAGAGAAUUGUGGAAAUUCAAGGUGAAGCUCUUAAGGUUCUUAAAGCUUUAGAAUCAGUUAUUGGGCACCUUAGAAAGUUCUUGGUGGAUCAUAGCGUUCUUCCCUUGUUUGAAAAGAGUUACAAUACACCUGCUGGUCAGGAGCGCGAAACCGAGCCUUGGUCUGAGAGGACGAUGCUUAAUACUUCACGACCAGGACUUGGUGAUUAUCCUCCUCUAUCAGGACUUGGUGAUUAUCCUCCCCGAUCAGGACUUGGUGAUUAUCCUCCUCCAAUAAAGAGGGACACUCUAUUUUCUGAUCGUGAAAGCCAGCUGGACUCACUGCAUUCUACUCGCCUUUCACUGUACGGGCAAGAUUCGGGGCUUUCAUUGUACGGACAGGAUCCUGGACUUUCUGGAACUCGCACUUCAGGUCUUGGUCGUGCUGGGAAUUCUGUUAUUACUCAGAUAUCUCAAACUGUUCAAAUGCAAAUACCGCUAGCUUAUGCAGAAGAUAUCAUUGGCUUAGGGGGAGCAAAUAUUGCUUAUAUACGGCGUACUAGUGGUGCUAUUCUUACAGUGCAAGAAAGUAGGGGUGGUCCUGAUGAAAUCACUGUGGAAAUAAAAGGGACGUCAUCACAAGUUCAGACAGCCCAGCAACUUAUCCAGGAAAGUAUGAGCAGUCACAAGGAAUCACUUCCGAGCAGUUAUAGCCAGUUGGAUUCAGGCUUGAGGCAGUCUUCUUACUCUGACCUAGGCAGGGGCUCUUAUCCAUCAUCUUCAUUCGGUGGACAGCAAUAUGGUGGUGGCUAUGGAUCAUUUGGUGCUGGAGGAGGAGGGUACAGUAGCUACAGGUCAUGAAGAGAGUAGCCCGAGUCUUGGCACUCUCGCACUUCCCUUCGUGUUUGUUCUUGUGCAUUUGGUGCCAGAGCAAAUACUGAAGCAGCUGCAUGUGGUGGUUCAUGCUUUGUUAAUCUAUUGUCGCUUACAGCAUGUAUUGAUAGCUUUUCAGUAGCUCACCGUAGCUUGUAGUUCUUACAUGUGUAUCGAUAUGAUACCAUUGAAUCUUUCCUUUAUUUUUAUUUUUUAUAUUAAGCUUCGUUUUGCAAA